UAAGACAAAACAACGUCAAUCAGUCAGCAGUUAAAGUGGACGUGUUUAUUUCUACAUUUGGAUUUACGAAAAAAUAACAUAUUUAAUAAGUUUGUAAAGAGACAAGGUCGAUUUUCCGCGGAGGUCCCGGUACAGUGAAUCGAGCACGACCCUUGCGUCGUCUGCUCCGACUUCCUGUAAAAUGGACCGCGGCCGCAAACCUCCGCAAGUAGCGCCUGUUGGGACGAAGAAAAAAAUGCCAGUUGCAACAGCGGCAAAGGAUCAUGAGCCGCUUACGUCGUCUGGACUUUAUGGCGAGAUGGUGGACCCGUCCAAAGACGGGAAUGCCUCAAAGGCGCUCCGUAGCGACGGCUUGACGUUUGACCCCAGUCUGCUUGUCGGCCCCUUGUAUGUACCGAAGACAUCAACCAACGAAAGAAUCAAAGCACAACUAGGAGACAUCACUCAGAAACUACACGACACGCUGUACACUUUCGAGGAGACCGAGUUGGAAGUUACGGUUGAAGAUCCCUUGGUGACCAUGAUGAAAAAGCAGAUGGACUCGAUAGCGGACUCGAACGUACGACAUGCACUCGCGACUGUAAUGGAUCAGUACAAUCACAUGAGUGAGCAGGUGAACGCAGCGUACAGGGACAGAGACGAGGUAAGCCCAGUAUCCGAGUAUCGUUUACAUAUAUGUGAGCCGCGCCCUCGCAAUACGGGUCUUAAGUAUAUGCUGUUACAGCUCGCUGAUUGGUUUACACUGGACCACUUGGAUUUGGCGGAGAUCAAACUUUCUGUGGACGAGACUGAGGAGGCAAAUAUCAAACAAAGCUAUUUCGACACGGUGACGAACUUCGAGAAGUUGAAGAAUCUUCAGCAGCAGAUUAACAAGAACAGCAAGAGCGGCAAACCAACAAAGAAACUUCAGGCGAAAAAGGUGGAAAUAGAAAACAGUGUGGUCGACAAGUUUCGGGUGAUGAAAGACAUGAGCAUACAGACGAUGAAGCUGAAGGUAGCAGACGACGCCCCAUGGAAAGACGCGGCCAAAGAAAUCGUCGGCAUGUUGAAGAAUGUCCGGAGCGAAAGCGCAGACGCAGAAAAUUGUCAAUCCUGGGGACUUAUAUCAUUUGUGAAUAACUACACAUGCUUACAAUGCUAACAUACUCGGUGGUGAAUAACAACACACAGUUACAUAAUAAUAAUUAUUCGAUGGUGAAUAACACCACAUAGCCACAUACUCGGUGGUGAAUAACAACUCAUAGUUACAUAUUCGGUGGUGAAUGACAACA
This is a messenger RNA of Dreissena polymorpha, 1271 nucleotides long. RefSeq lists its product as uncharacterized. The record is from RefSeq and is a predicted model, not a curated record. The transcript is spliced from 12 exons. NCBI's taxonomy places the organism in Eukaryota, Metazoa, Mollusca, Bivalvia, Myida, Dreissenidae. Bases 182 to 1141 code for a protein of 319 amino acids.